Oncorhynchus keta (chum salmon) is the source of this 7343-nucleotide messenger RNA. RefSeq names its product golgin A4 (gene golga4). Gene Ontology annotation, molecular function: small GTPase binding. NCBI's taxonomy places the organism in Eukaryota, Metazoa, Chordata, Actinopteri, Salmoniformes, Salmonidae. The transcript is spliced from 18 exons. Gene Ontology annotation, biological process: Golgi vesicle transport. The coding region runs from base 31 to 5904 and encodes 1957 amino acids. Gene Ontology annotation, cellular component: Golgi apparatus. The record is from RefSeq and is a predicted model, not a curated record.
UAUGACAAUGUUUCUCCCCAGGAGUUGCACAUGGACCAGCAGGCUAAGAAGCACCUUCAGGAGGAGUUUGAUGCUGCCCUGGAGGAGAAGGACCAGAUGAUUACUGUGCUUCAGACCCAGGUUGCCCUGAUGAAGAAACAUCUGAAGGGGGUUCCUGGUGGAGCUGUGGCCCCUGAGGUUGAACAUCCUCUCCAGGCUGAAGAUGCUUCAGACUCCACCUCUUCCCCACAGAGCCCCUUUAAAGAUGCAGAGGGCGUCACUGACCCAUCUAAAAGCAUGGAGGUGCUGCAGAAGAGGGUGACGCGCCAGGAGAAUCUGCUCCAGAAGUGUAAGGAGCUGCUCAGGACACACAAGGAGCGCAGUGCCCAGCUGACCAGUGAGAAUGACACUCUGCAGGAGCAGCUGCAGGAGAGACUGCAAGAGCUGGAGAAAACCAAGGAGCUGCACACCACAGAGAAGACCAAGCUCAUCACCCAGCUGCGUGAUGCUAAGAACCUUAUUGAACAGCUGGAGCAGGACAAGGGCAUGGUCAUAGCAGAGACAAAGCGUCAGAUGCAUGAGACUCUGGAGAUGAAGGAGGAGGAGAUCGCCCAGCUCCGCUCCAGAAGCAAGAUGGCCGCCGCCCAGAGAGAGGAACUGCAGGAGCAGAAAGAGAAGUCUGAGAAAGCAGGGUUUGAGGAGCUAGAGAAGGCUCUGGCCAUGGCCCAGAGGGCUGAGGAGGCACGGAGGCUGCUGCAACUCCAGCUGGAGGAACAGGUGAAGGAGGUAGUGCAGGUUGGGGAAGAGGAGAGGAGGAGUCUGCAGCAGGAGCUCACCAGGGUCAAGCAGGAGGUGGUAACCAUCAUGAAGAAAUCCUCAGAGGAGAAGAUGGCAGAGAUGGAGAAGCUACAUAGUGAAGCACUGGCCAGUAAAGAACAGGAGCUCAGCGCUCGAGUCAACCAGGCCGUGGAGCGGUGUCAAGAGGAGCUGGCCCAGGCUGCCAAGGAGUUGGAGCAGCAGUCUGCCCUUGCCCUGGAAGAUGCAGAGCUGCAGAAGGCUGCCAUAGAGACCGAGGCAGAGACCAAUGCUAAGGAAAUACUUCUGGAGCUGGAGACCACCAGAACUAGAAUUCUGGAACUGGAGAGCUCUCUGGAAAGGUACUCCCAACCUGGGUCAGUUCCGGCAUCAGAUGAUCUCUCCACUCAGAUGGAGGAGCUGAGGAGAAAACACGAGGAGGAGGUGACUGCACUAGAGGAGAAGCACCGUGAGGAGCUGGAGAAGCACAAGGUAGAGCUGCACCAGGAGGCCUUCGCCCAACACAACGCUGCCAUGGAGGAGUUCAGGGCAAAGCACAGAACUGAAGUGGAGACCAUCUUGAAGGAGAAAGAGGCCCAGUUGCAGUCCCAUGUAGAGGACAUGAACCAGAAGACAAUGGAGAAGCUUGAUGUGAAACAAACUGAGUUGGAAGCCCUUUCCUCUGAGCUCCAGGAGGUGUUGAGGAGCAAGCAGGUUCUUGAGGAGAGACUGGAUGCAGUUGAAACCGCUGGUGGGUCAUCCAGGCAGGAGCUGGAGCAGAGACUACAGGAGGUGCUGACCAAGCACAGUGUGGAUAUUGAGGAGAUCAAGCUGCAGCAUGUGCAGUCCCUGGGAGGGAUGGAAAAGACGCUAAAAGAAGAACUCAACAAGUUGAUGCUGGUGCUGAAGGAGAAAGAGAAGGAGCUUGAGGCUCACCUUGUCUGUGAGAAAAGACUGAAUGAAGAAUCAGAGAUGGUUCUUCAAGACCGGAAUGCCAAGGUUAAAGAAUUAGAGGAGCUUAGGAAGAGUUUAAAACAGGCCCAAUCCGAAAAGAAGGGCCUUGAGAAAUCUAAUGCCCAACUCCGUAAGAUCAGAGAUGAACUCUCACAGUGCAAGAGUCAGUUGAUAGAUUUAGAGCAAAAACUGGUGACAACUCGAAGUGACUGCCAACAGAAAGAGGAAUCUCUUCAACAAAAGGUACAGGAGCUUGAAGAGCUAGAGAAGCAGUUGCAGCAGGCUAAGAAGCAGCUCUCUGAACAGGAUACAUCUUACACUGAUGAACUGAACACUAAGCAAGAGGAAGAAAAGCAACUAAAGAAACAGCUAGAGGACCAGAAGGCUGCUCGUGAGAAGGUAGAAAACAUUAAGACCGACAUGGAAGCCAAGUUGAAAUCACAGGAAGCGAAGAUGGAGAAAUUUAAAACAAAGAACAAAGAGAUGCAGGAGAAAUUCAAGAAGAAGCUUCAGGAACUUGAGGAAUCUUCAAAAAAGGAGCUGGCAAAGAAGGAGUCAGAGCUAUUGCAGAAGGAACAGCAAGGUAAAGAGAAAGUCCUGGAGUCUCAGACAAGUUCAGAAGGCCUGAGCAGUGCUAUGUCCCAGCUUGAGGCCAACCACAAGGAAGAACUAGAGAAGAUGUGUGAAGUCCAUAAGCAAGAGAAGGAAAAUCUUGAGCAUCAUUGGCAGGGAAAGCUGGGACAACAGGAAGAGGAAAUACAGGAGAAACACACACAAAUACUACAGGAGAAGGUACAGGAAUUGGAGGAGGUCACCCAGCAGCUUGGAAAGACCAAAGAAGAAAAAGAGCAAGUUGUGCAGGAAGUGAAGAACAUGAAGGAGGAGUUGGUGAUGAGACAGACCACUGUGCAGAAACUGCAAGCCGAGCUUAAGGAAGCGGCAGUCAAGAUGGAGAGUUUAUCUCAAUCUGAGGCAAUGUUCAAAGAGCAAGUAGAGGUGAUAGAGAGGAAUCUAAACACGGCUCUGAAUGAGAGGAACUCCUUCCAGGAUCAGGUGAGCAAGACUGAGGAGAAGGCAAGAGAGACGAUCAAGGCUCUGUCUGAGAGGUUUGUAGACACCGAGACGCAGCUUCAAGCUCUUGAGGCUUCUAAGGGUGAAGAAGGGGAGGCCGUUCAGAGGAGGCUUGAACAGCAUUCUCUUCAAUUGGAAGUCAAGGAAAAAGAACUGCAGAAGCAGUUCACUGGGAUUAGCAACGAACUGAUGCGUUACUGCAGAGAAAUUGAGGCCAGCAUCGAAGGUGGUACGAAGGAACUCUCUGAGCGAGUCGAGAGCAGAGUGAGAGAGUUGAAAGAGAGGGUUCUGGGUAAUCAGAAGAAGGUAGCACAUCUUAAAAACGUUAUCCUUACCAAGGUUGACAGGAUACGCACUUUGGAGGAGCAACUCCAUCAGAGGACAGAGGAGAAUAAGAACCUAUGCAGUUCACUGGAGCAAAUGACUGUUCAGCUAAAUGCACACAAAGAUGAUAUCAAAGCCUUAACUGCUGAGAGGGAGUUUCUGCAGAGGGAUGCUGAGAAUCACGCUCAAGCUCUCUCAGAAAAAGUAAUUUGCAUUGAACAGCUCAGUGAGGAAAACCGAACCAUCUCAGAGAAUGUCAAAUCAAACGUUGUGCAUAUCAGCAACUUGGAGAGUAUCAUAAAUGACUUGAAGAACCAGUUAUCAGGUAGCCAUAUGAGGAAGGAUGAAGCCAUAUCACUGCUUGAUCAGCAGCACAAGGAGGAGAGACAGAGGCUUGUUUGCAAAAUGGAGGAGGUCAUUGACAGACUAGAGAAAGAGAAGAAAUCUGCAGUGGAGCAAGCCGACACCCUCAGGAACAACCUCACUGAGUUCAAGACGAAAGCAGAGUCCAAGUUCUCUCAGAACCACAAUACUGUCAAGUCUCUGCAGACCAGACUUGAGGAUAUGGAGAAACAGAUCUCUGAGAAGAACGAGGCCUUACAGAGGCUGACGGCCAGCAUUGAUAAUCAGUCCGUCAGCAAGUCGGAGAUGGACCAAGCCUUGAGUGAAAAGGAGCAGAAAGUCAGUGCCCUUUCUUUGCAAGUGGAGAGCUGCAACAGCCGGCUCAGUGAGCUGGAGGAGCAGUUGGUCCUCAGGACAAAAGAGAGUGAGCAGCUAACUGCUGACCUGAAGCAGCAGCACAUUAUCAGGGAGAGUGAGAAGCGAGAGCUCACAGAGCAUCUACAACAGACCCAGGAGCAGUUCAGAACCCAGAAUGUAAAUCUAGUCCAGGCUACAGAUGAGAAACUGCAGUCCCUGGAGAGGGAGAACCAAACUUUGAAACAAGAGCUGGAGUGGCAAAGGGAAGCCAUCGAGAAGACGAAGGCUGAGAUUUUCAAGAGCAAAGAGGAGAGUCUGAAGGCGGCUGAAGAGAGGUUGUCAAAAGACAAUGCUGGGAAAGUGACCGAGCUGAAGAAGAAAGCUGAGCAGAAAAUCAGCCAGAUUCGGAAACAGUUGACCUCACAACUUGAGGAGAAGGGAAAAACAAUCAAAGACCUUCAAACACAGUUGGAAGAGGCCAAGAUCGAUGAAGUGAGAAAGAAGCAGCAGGUGGAAACCCUGGAGGAGAAAGAAAAUUCCCUUGAGGAAGCCAUGGCCAAGAUGACGGAAGAGCAGGAGAAACGCAUUGAGCAAGUGCGUAGUGAUGAAAGACUGGAAAAAGAGAGGUCUUUACAGAGUUUGAAGGACAUUUACGAGGAAAAGCUAUCAUUACUUCAGAAAGACAUUUCAAACCAGGAGGAAGCCCUAGCCAAGCUGAAGGAAGAACAAGAAAAACAUAUUGAGCAAGUACAGAACGUCGAGAGACUUGAGAAAGAGAGCUUAUUGGAGAGUUUGAAGAACAUGUACGAGGAAAAGCUAUUGUCACUUCAGAGAGAUAUUUUGAACCAGGAAGAGACCAAAGCAAAUGAGACCCUCUCAAGGCUUGAGGAGAUUAAGAUUAAUCUUAAGGAAGUGGAGGUGGAAAAAGUAAACUUUCUGGCUGAAAUAAGCUGCCUGAAGGAUGUUCUGCUUGAGAAGACUGCACUGAUCGAACAGCAAAAGACAGAAUUGGCUAGCUUAGAAAAACAGGGUAUGAAUGCAGUGGAGGUCGUGGAGCAUUGCACUGCAGAGCAAACCAAGAGUCUCACAGCAGGCAAAGAGACGGAGAACCACUCUCUGACGCAGGAAUAUGGGGAUGCUGAAUCUCUGUCGUCCCUGCAGAAUAAGCUGGCAGAGGCAGUGCAGGAGAAGCAGAAUCUACAGAAAGACUUGCGUUCCCUAAGGAGGGAGCACGAGCAGGAUCUGGAGUAUGUGAAGAAAGAGUUGGCCCAAGAGAAUGAGAAGAAGCUCAAGCUUGAGGUCGAGGAUCUGGAGAUGAAGCAGAACUCGUCCCUGAAGCAGCUGAUGAGGGAGUUCAACACACAGAUGGCUUUGAAAGAACAGGAGAUGACUGCUGCACUGAAGGAGACCAUUGGGAAGGCCCAGAGCGUGGAGGUGGAGCUUAUGGACAACCAUCGGGAAGAGACCAAUCAGCUGCAGAAGGUGAUCGCCCAGAAAGAUGACGACUUAAACAGAACAGUCCAUCGAUAUGAGCAGGUCCUGCAGAGUCGAGAGGUGGAGAUGGGGGACAGAGUGUGGCAGGUACAGAAAGAGCUGGAGGACCUGCAGGCAAGGACCCACAGCGGCAGUGGAGAGAUGGGUGUGGAGGAGCUGCAGGCCCAGCUAGCUGAGAAGACCACCCUGCUCAGUGAGGCCAGGUUGAAGGAGCAGCAGUUUGUUGACAGGAUCCACUCACUGGAGGACAAAAUGAGAUGUGCCCACAAGAACUCAGUGUUGACUCAUAUGGGGAGCACGUUCAAAGGCCCCAGAAUCUGCAACACCACUAAGCAAGGGGCACCAACAAGCAAGCGGCACCAUGAAGACCAAGAAGCUCUCCAAACAGAUCCUGGCCAUUACCGUGCUGAGUCCUUCUCGGAACCCACAGAGUUUGAGUACCUGAGGAAGGUGCUGUUUGAGUAUAUGAUGGGGCGGGAAACUAAGACGAUGGCUAAAGUCAUAACCUCCAUGCUCAAGUUCCCACAAGACCAAGCUCAGCAGGUUCUGGAGAAAGAGGAUACAAAAGCAAUUCCUUGGCUACGAUGAGGGUCAGGUAUUAGAAUGAUGCUGGUACUUUAAGGAUGGAGGGUGGACUAAACUGCUGCUGAAGGACUAGAAUGAAGACUACUGUACCUCUGUGGACUAGCUCUAGCCCUUCUACUGUCCUGUCGGACUUCUUUUGCUUCUGACUGUGUGUGUUUGUGCGCUGUGUAGAUAUGUGUAUGAGCUGCAUAGCUAAUCUUAUGAGGGAACUAUAAAAUAUGCCAACUAAAGAUAGUAUCUAAUUCUUCCAGUCUACUUUCACAUGAUGAAAUUAGGGUUUUUAAUUUAUGAAUUAUACAAUAUUUGUUUGUUUUUUAGUCCAAAAUUAAUUAUCUUUCUUACUUAGAUUUUCUUUGGAUGGAUGGCUUGUGCAAUAAGUUUGUUUUGGUCAUUGGGUUGGUUGAUUUUUUUUUAGUUGAUUCUUUGGUUGUGUUUUCUGACAAAUGAACUGUCCAGUUUUUCCAGAUUUCUAUUAAAUAUGACCUAUAAUUAAUGACAAUAUGAGUGAAAUACUUUUCCUUUGAGAACGUAGUAUUUAAAUGCCAGAAACUAGAUUCCCUACACACUAGUCUUGACGAGAAGGAAAAAAACUGUCAGGGGAGGUUCUCUUCUGCACUGCUCAGCCAAUCCAUUAAAUGUGGAGGAGGAGUUAAGAUGGAGUUGCAACACAGGCUCUUUCCAUUUCCUCUGAAAACCAGAACAUCAGGUUGUUGGGGACUACCCAACAACAGAAUAGUGUGGGCGUAUACCGGUCAUUAAAAAUAUGAACGUGAGUAGACCGCUGAUUGGCCAGCUCAGCCAAUGAGGCAGGAUGACAUCGUUCUCUAUGAGGAAAUGGUAAGCGUUUUUUAAAUGUCUGUUUGAGAUACAAGUUUGAGGUGGGUUUUUUGAAGUGUUAUUUCUUCAAUUUAUGCUUUGCCCACAAAUAUGAGUAUAAGACUAGUCAACAACAUUAUUUGGGUAUGAGUUAACAGAAUAUGAACUUUUGGGAGAUUUUAACUGGACAGUUACUUUAAAUUGUGUUUUUCAGUUGAUCCAUGGUUGUAUUUGAGUCGAUCUUUGGUUGUUUAUAAGUUGAUUUUUGGUUGUUUCUGCUCUACGUAUCAAUUCCCCCUUGUGACUGUGUGAUGGAUCAUAGAAAUAAAAUAUCUAUGUUCUAUUUCUAUCGGUUCUUAAUAUGAAUCUGCAUUGUAUUUCUAUGGAUGAGAUGACCAUUUAACUGUACCUUCCAUUACACUCUACCACUUAGACACACUGGCUUCUAGGACCAUGUGUGUUUGUUUCCCACAGCUUUUCUACUUUAUAUUUUGUGGAGACUGACCAAAAAAAUUACUCAAAACAUAUUGUAAAGAAAAAAGUGAAUCUGUACUAUUGGGAACAAUGUGACUGUUGGCUAUAUUAAUACAUUUUGAGACGAGCUAAUACAACUUUAUUUACACUGA